Molecule: messenger RNA, 5112 nt
Organism: Ostrea edulis (European flat oyster)
Lineage: Eukaryota; Metazoa; Mollusca; Bivalvia; Ostreida; Ostreidae
Exons: 8
Coding region: 242-4708 (1488 amino acids)
Biological process (GO): G protein-coupled receptor signaling pathway
Cellular component (GO): membrane
Molecular function (GO): adenylate cyclase inhibiting G protein-coupled glutamate receptor activity
Source: RefSeq, a predicted model, not a curated record
CGCGAGUGUGGUUUACAGCAUGAAUUACAGAUUAAUUUUUUGUGCUUAAACCACACAGGUUAGGAUGUGUAUAAAAUUCAUUCUUUCCUGGUUGUUGUGUUUUGGAUUUAAACAAGCAUAACUAGAGAAAGACAUCUGGGAGUGUAAGGAAGCGUGUCUGACAUCAGACUAGGUCAUAUUUUCAUUUUACCAUGACGUAGCUGUAUAAGUUUCUUUACAUCCGGAUAAAAAUCAUAGAAAAAUGAAAAACUCGUUGAACUGGGUGUUGUUCAUGAUAUGGACCCUUACAUGUUUUCCGUCCUGUGUUACGUCGUCCAAACGUUGUUAUUACUCUGAUGGUCAGAUUCGAGGAUAUUGCCAUGACCAGACCUUUUCAGAACCAGGACAUGUCCGUUUUGCAGUGAUGGUAGGGAUUCACGAACCACGUGAUGGACACUACUGCGGUGACAUAUCCCCCAGUGGUGUCCAGACUGCUAUGGCAGUCAAAUGGAUCGUGGAUAUUCUGAACGGAGCAGGGACAUUUCCCAACGCAUUUGUACCUGGCAUUAAAAUAGGUUUCGAUGUCUAUGAUGACUGUGGAAUUGUGUCACGUGCCACGGAUGGCGUGUCGGAGCUGGUCCCCAACACAGAUUCGAAGAUACCAAUGACUUGUACCGCGCAGUGUGAUGAACAACAGCCACCAUUUUUAGGACUGCUGAGUUCUAGCACACCAGAAGCCACGUCAGCCACACUAUCUGUACUUCCUCCAGCCAUUACAGGAGUGACCUCACGAUCAUCGUACAAUGAAAGGAAUGACAGGCGACAUACAUUUACAACAUCCGAAGAAGAAGAAGUCGAGGGAAUUUUUAAGCUGAUGGAACAUCUUAAAUGGUCUAUGAUAGCUGUUGUAUACACAGAUGAUCAACUCGGCGUAAAGAUGUACAACGCGCUUCUUCAUCAUUCUAAACGAUCUGGAAUAUGCUUGACGUACACGUCUGUUUUAAAGGAGAGGGAGUUGUCCGAAUCGAGUGGGAAAGAACAACUUGAAUCAAUCAUAGAAAAUCUAGAGAAUAAACAGAAAAAAUUAACCCAAGAAAAGUUAGGCGUGGUGUUCCUUGCAAAUACGAAAACAGCAAAACUCUUGUUUCAGUAUGUCAUAGAUCGUGAAACCAACGUCAUUGUCCACAAACUUCAGUGGGUGUUACCCUCAAAUAUUCACCUGGAUUACAAUUUUAAAAGUAUCCUUACUCAACAGAGUGCUCCAAGAGUAAUUUUUGUAGAAAAACAUCAUAGAUUGUUGACCUCGUUUAAAGAAUUCUUCGUAAAUGAAUUGACAAAUUCAGUAAAAUAUAGCGAACCCGUCAAGUCGUAUUUGGAUCAAUAUGAAAUGCAGAUGCUAGAUCGCACUGAUACAAGCAAAAGUGACCUGUUGGAGGUGUUUAGACAAACGGAAAGUGUGUUUCCCACCGUUACCGCCAUCAUGAUGUUUGCUGCUUCUCUUCGAAAGAUUCAGCGAGACCUGUGUAAUGUUCAAAGCAACCUGUGUCCGGUGUUGCAUUCCAAUUUAACUGAAGAAAUGCUUCGGUUGGAUUCCUCGUAUUUUCAAGACAUAGACAGUUCUAGUGCUUUUCCAGAUGAUUUGAAAAAUAUAACUUUAACAAAUGACAGUUUUUCGAUCUCUUUCAAGAACAUGCAUGGUCUUAGAUUCUCAAUAUUUGAGCCAUCCGACCAAACACUUCAAAUGCUGGCAAGUCUUGAGACUGGUGAACUCAUUAUACACGACCAAUCCAAGUCACGGGAUCUCACCUCGGAAUGCAAAUCGACGUGUGAAGAAUGUUGGAACACAGAGGACAUUAAAUUUGCCUAUAUUCCAGGAGACGUUUUACUUCUGGGAAUUUUUUCACUGCGGGAAGACGGAGCCACUUCCGCCACAGAUUCAGCAAACAAAUAUAACUGUGGUGCUUUCCGGGACUCUUACGCACCCCUCACCGUUUCUGCGUUUCUUCAUUCGAUUACAAACUUACAACAGCAAACUCUUGCAGGAGUAACGGUUGGUGGAAUCGCCUUAGAUGACUGUUAUAAUCCCCUCAGUAUCUCAUACCUCUUAUCUGAACUAUUCACUGGAAAACGUUCCUUGUUGGACCAAAAUACAGGAGAGAAGAUCGAUUUUAGUAAAGUUAUUGCAGUGAUAGGUGCCCUCUCUAGUAAAGUAACUCAAAUUAUAGCCGAUCAGCUGACUUCACUGGAUAUUCCACUGGUAUCUUACGGAGCUUCGUCCGCUUCGUUAGAUGACAGAAUUCGAUACCCUUUGUUCUUGAGGACAGUGCCCAGCGAUGAUUUUCAAGUUCAGGGAUUGGUAGAUCUCCUAGAAAAACUCAAAUUUAGUCACGUGGGAGUGAUUUACCUCGAUGACGCCUAUGGUCGAAGUGCAAAACAGUCCUUCUUGACUAUGACUGAAUACAAAAAGAUUUGCAUCGAAGAACCACUACCUAUUACGGAAGAUUUUACACCUCAACAAAUUCAGAGCAUUAUCGACAAACUAAUCGAACAAAGAGUGAAGGUGGUUCUCUACAUCGGAAUUGAUACCGUUUCGGAGAAGUUGUUGGACAAUCUUCAGUCAAUGACUGCAACUAAUCACUUCACAUUUGUGGCCAGUGAAGGCUGGGGAACGAACACACGGAUUUUAGCUGGGGACAAGGGUAAGGCAGCAGCAGGAACAUUGGUUUUCGUGACAAACAAUAGCUUCUAUAUGGAUGAUUCUUUUAAACGUUAUCUGGAAAACAUAACUUCGUCGUCGAGAUCCCAUAAUCCAUGGUUGAAUCACUUCUGGGAAAUGGCUCUUGAAUGUGAUUUUCCAGGAUCAUUUCAUAAACGAUAUACCCAAUCUUGCAGCAGCGAAACACAUUUUUCACAAAGCCAAGUUGAGAAUUUUUCCUCCGCCCAAAGAGGCGUCCAUGUGCACCAUGCUGCCUUUGCCAUCGAAAAAGCUUAUGUUCAAGUAAUGAACGACCCAAUAUGUCAACAUUUUCGAAGGCGAGAAUGUGCCAACAAAUUUGUAACUGCCAUCAAAUCAACAGAGCUAAUAGCUAGUAAUGGUCAAAGAAUCAAAGUGUUUAAGGAUGACGGUAAUGGGUUCAUGGGGUUCACAGUUUAUAACAUCCAGCCAGAUGGCCAGGAUGCAUACAAUUACGUGAAGGUCGGUUCCUAUUCAUCCACAAACAGCGAAAAACUAACGUUAAACGUGUCAAAUAUAUUGACCUACAAGGAAGGUAGUCCACCCAUCCGUGUGAAUAUGAAUGAUCUAGGAGCAACAUGUGAAACCGCCAGAUCCUCUAGAGCCCACUGCCUCUCAGUGUGUCCAUAUACAUCUACCGUGCCUCCUACCACAUCUGCUCCCAAAACAUCUUCACCUGACACCCAGACAUCAGACAACAGCACUUUGUUAAACAUAGUCCUCGCCGUUAUGAGUGGUGUUUUCUUGAUCGUUCUCAUCUUUCUUGCUGUAAUGAUGUGUAGACAGCAAAGAAUGGCAAACGCCUUUCAAAAUAAAGGAAUUACAAUUCCUGGUCCCGAGGAGAACAACUUUGAAAUAUAUGAUGAGCCUUACAGAGAAAAACGAAUGCGUACCACGUCUUUUGAACAGAAUGAACAUGUCAAUUCAUCGACAAGUGGAGUUGCAUCUAUGAGAUCAGGCCAUUCAAAUUCCCGAAACUUUUCAAAUGGUACGCAAAAUAGCAUUAAAACACCGAUUAAGUAUUCUGAUGUCUUGCAAUUAGAAGUACCAACUAUUAACACUCUGAAAUACGGAUCGCGUGCUUCAGUUGCUACAUAUCUGGAUCCUGCUAAUUCUGAUAUUCCAAAGAUUCAGAUCACUCGGGAUGACUCCAAUUUCCAAAACUACGGGAAAGCUGUAUCUGAUCAGAUUGAAAGAACUCGUUCUGCUGAUGACCUGCAAGACUCAGAUCCAAAACUUAACUAUAUUCAAGCCAAAGAUCUUGACAUAGAAGACGAAGAAGAACUUGUGGAGCAAGGCUCUGAUCUAAGUUACCAACAUCGUGCAGUUUCACUAAAUGACAAUAUGAUGAGGGGAUAUCCGGCUAUUUCCUCUCAACGACCCAAUACUUUACCGGGUAUUCCGUCUCGAUCCGAACUGGUCGACCCCGGUCUGAUGGAUACGCCAUCUUAUUCCGCGCCUGUACCCCCAACGCAUUUAUCUCCUAUGUAUAUAGACGCAGUUCACGACUCACAAGUAGUUGACCCAUCCAAUUAUCCCAGUAUACCUGUACAAAUACAAGGUAAUCCUAACAAUACACAGCUUCUGAUGGUUUCACCUGGGGCGUAUGUUCCUUCCAUGAGUUAUCAAGGAAUUCCGUCCUCAAGAUUUCAACAAGUCUAUAUUCCAACCAUCCAUCCAUCAAACAUCGGUUAUCAAAUACCGGCAAAUGUCACAGACAUUCAACGUCCACGAGUUUCAUCCCUUUCCGCUGGUGUCCCACAUUCUGCAAUAGUUCCACAAACGUAUUUCCCUCAAGAGUUUCAAAGAGUCGGGACCCCUCAAAAUGUUAAUAGCUUAGUCUUACAAAACACUGAGCAGAACGAAUUUGUGUCCAGCACUUUGCCAGUAUACAGAAACAAAAGUAAAGACCAAAGAGAGCAUUAUCAUUCAAUGACGUCGAUGCCUGACGUUAUUUCUCAUGAAAAUGACGAUGGUGCUGAAAUCAUGAUAUAGAUGAAAAAUUGAUGAUAAGUAAUCAAAUCAAAAAACAUAAACAAGAAAAAUAUACCAGGGUAUGCCAUAUUUUAUAUACACUCAAGAAGUAUGUACUUGUAUCGUUUGAGAAGUCUCAUAUCAGUUUCAUAUUGUUAUUGUGACAUUUCAGAUUGUUUUCAUUUUCAUUUUGCCACCAACAUUAUCAAUUUCUACACUUUAAUUGUAUUUUGAAUGCUUUGUAUAAAGAAAGAUUUCGUACACGGAAUACAUUCUGUAGUAUGGCAAAGUUUAUUUUGUGUUCAGAUUUCAAUCAAGCAUGUCCUGUUCCUUUUCACACCAUGCUUUGUGUACUUGAUGAAUGAUUAUCCAUAUGAUCCUUAUGCAGAACAAUUAUAAUGUUCAAUACAAUUUGACUAUUUAAA